ACACACACACACACACACCAACAACAGCUGAAUCACACGCCCACAGAGUGGCCAGAGUGAAGAGUGCUUCGGGCGGUGUAUCGCCGUGUGAGUGAGUGUGUUAUUUUUGCCCCUUCACUGGAGAUUUUCACAUUUCGGCCCCCCCACCCCACCCCCCCACGGAGCGUAACCAUGGACCGGGAGCUGAACCUGAACCGGGCCGAGACCUUCUCCUUCAUCAACCCCUGGAUCCGAUACUUUCUCUUCUUCUUCAGCUUCUUGUUCUGGGUGUUCUCCCUGCUGAUCGUGGCUAUGGGGGUCUAUGCUAAAGUGCAGAAAGCAACAGACACCGUACGAGACACAUUCCUCAUCGACCCGGCUGUCAUCCUGAUGGUGGUGGGGGUGGUGAUGUUCUUCAUCACUUUCUGCGGCUGCAUCGGAGCGCUGCGUGAGAACAUUCGCCUCCUGAAGAUCUUCUCGCUCAGUCUUACUCUGGUUUUUCUCACUCAGUUGGCCAUAGCUGUGCUCGGCUUUUUCUACUCAGACCAGACUAGGGAUGCGCUUGGAAAGUUUGUGAAGAAAGCCAUUGUCCACUACAGAGAUGACCUUGACCUACAGAACCUCAUGGACUACAUACAGAAAGAGUUCACAUGCUGUGGCUGGAACAACUACACUGACUGGUCCUGGAACCUGUAUUUUAACUGUACCCAUGGCAACCCCAGCACUGAGCGGUGUGGAGUCCCCUACUCCUGCUGUACCCCUGUGCCGGGAGAGGCAGUGAUCAACACCAUGUGUGGCUUUGGGGUGCAGACGCAGAACUACCUGGAGGCGACCAAGUCUGUGUAUGCGGUGGGCUGUGCUGACCAAGCGGUCCAGUGGAUCGAGUCUCAUCUUUUGCUGGUGGGGACCCUGGCCCUGGGAUUCGCCCUGCCACAGAUCGCAGGAAUUGUGCUUUCCCAGAUCCUCAUCUCUCAAAUCCAGAGUGAGAUCAGCUCAAUGAUGUGAAGACAAGGGAAU
Molecule: messenger RNA, 996 nt
Organism: Clupea harengus (Atlantic herring)
Lineage: Eukaryota; Metazoa; Chordata; Actinopteri; Clupeiformes; Clupeidae
Gene: tspan33b
Product: tetraspanin 33b
Cellular component (GO): plasma membrane
Source: RefSeq, a predicted model, not a curated record